AUGGACGCGAUGAUGCCCAUGGGGUUCUUUGAGAACACCCGGGAGAUAUACGCUGAAGUAGCAAGCUAUCCUGUGGUCCCCCCUGAGAAGAUCAAGCAGCUUUUCGACCCGAGUGCGUUUCGUCUGGAGAACUUCUGGUGGCACGUCUGGGGAAGCGACAGGCUACGGAACCUCAGCGGGCAAGAACUUGCAAGGCUCUUUGAGGAAAUCUCAAGCGGGCCGACGUUCGUGCCGCUCCCUUCACCCGCCGACCAGUUCAAGCGCUCCAGGAAGCCUGAUUCAAAUCAACGUGCCGCCAAUAACCAAAGCAAAGACCCGGCGCGUCCACAAGAGACUUCAGACCAAGGAUAUUCCCUCUCCAGCGGUAAAAGGGGGUUGACGCCUUCGUCCUCAAGACCACCACCACCCCACCCUAUCUUGAAGAAGUCUAGGGGGCCCUCUUCAUCAGGCCCUCGGCCCACUGCGCGCUUUGCAUCGCCGCCGACCUUUAGCGAAGAGGCUAUCCAUGACAGCGAGGCUACACCAACUAACACGGCGACAGUAGCUGCCACAGAGAUGCCCCCUCCCCCACUACCUAUAACGGUGAAGAAAAGGCAGGGCACUGCCACUACAAAUCAGUUGCCAACACCGAAUGUCCCCAGACCGACACGAGCGAAAGAGGCCACUGAGUCCCCAACAUCAGCCGCGCCCGUGGUGGAGAUGCCACCCCCUCCACCAGUACCAUCAACCACAACCAAAAUUGCGAUCAACACUGGCAGAAAGGUUGUGGCGGCCACUGCAGCAUCGAGGAGAAAACCCGUAAUGGUCCGCAGACAAAGUUCGCAAUCAUCAACGGGAUCGGAUUCUGGUCAGCGUGUAGUAGGAUUUGUUGCCGCUUCAAAACGAUCUGGGUCGAAACGGCCAACGCCGACCGCUUCACAGUUACUCGGACACAGCUCAUCAUCUUCCCAAAUGAGUGAUCACGGCCUAAGUGCUAAAGCUGCUGGGAAGCGUAAAGCGAAACCGACAGUCGCCAAACGAUCUACUACUCAAGGUGUCCCUAAUCAGGCCAACGGCCAGCCUGAAGAGGCCGUGGGGGGGCAGCACUCGCGACCCGGUAGUCCACAACGAAGGUCGACAUGGGAUGUCCGGGACAGUGUGGUAUACCAUGAGGCUGCCGAAGGGCAGCAGGAAACCGCUCAGCAUCCCCCUGCGGCCCCCUCGAAGGCCGUCCCCCCCCCGGUUGCGGGAUUUGUGAUGGACCAGACAUUUGGACAAGGGGCGCCCCCGAUGGUGCGGUCUCGCUCUAACAACUCAGAUCGUCCGCAGCGGCUCCGCGAACCUGGCGUAGCGCUCCUCCCGUCACAAGCCACUAGCAGUGUUGCCAUGGCCAGCACAAUAGCUCGCGGCCAGUUUGACUCAGAAACAGUGACAUCGGAGCCCGUGGUUCCCGAGGCGAGGGACAUCCCCGACCGCGUCUUGUUUGGCUCUCAACCAUCAUCUUCUCUCCUCGAUCAACAACUCAAGCCAACGCCUCCAAACCCUGCUCCACCAAUUCCCUUUGGACGAUCAAAAAGUGAACUCACUUUGCUCUUGGCGCGUGACCGCAAGCCGAAGAAAGGCGAGGAUGCUUAA
Chaetomium globosum CBS 148.51 is the source of this 1614-nucleotide messenger RNA. RefSeq lists its product as uncharacterized. The transcript is spliced from 3 exons. Bases 1 to 1614 code for a protein of 537 amino acids. The record is from RefSeq and is a predicted model, not a curated record. NCBI's taxonomy places the organism in Eukaryota, Fungi, Ascomycota, Sordariomycetes, Sordariales, Chaetomiaceae.